AUGAUGAUGAUGCUCGUAAACUCUAAAGAUCAUACUAAUCACAAUAAUGGUAAUGAUCAGGGUAAUACAAACAACGUACACGUCACACUUGAUAUUGACAAACCUGUUGCUACUAGUAAUGAAAAUUCUGCUUCUGAACAAGAGCAGUCAAAUAGUGUUGCAGAUAAUGAUAAUUUUAAACCUGUAAAAGCUUAUUCAAAUAAAGGCACUUAUGAAGAACUUGUAGCAAAAUAUAAUAAAGAUCAUCCAGAUAAACCUUACAAUCCUGAUGCUGUACAAGAUGGAAAUACUGCACCUGAUACUGCAGACGCUGAUGUACACGGCGAUACCAAUCACGGAGCAGGAAAAAUAUUCAACUAUGGUAGAGGUAAUAUCAAAGAACAAUUAAACGAUCCAAAUCUCAAGGUAUACAAUUAUAAUGAGUAUAAUGAUAACGGUGGCGGUUACGGUAGUGGUUACAAUGGCGGUAGAGAUGGUGGUUACGGUAGAGGUUACGGUAGUGGUUACGGUAGCAGUUAUAGUAGCGGUAAAGAUGGCGGUUAUAGUAGCGGUUACAAUGGCGGUAAAGGUGGUGGUUAUAGUAGCGGUUACAAUGGCGGUAAUGAUGACGGUUACGGUAGCAGUUAUAGUAGCGAUAAAAAUGGCGGUUACGGUCGGGGUUACGGUAGUAGUUAUAGUAGCAGUUACAAUAGCGGUAACGGUGGCGGUUACAAUGGCCGUAAAUAUAGCGGUUACGGUAGCAGUUAUAGUAGAGGUAAAGAUGGCGGUUAUGGUGGGGGUUACGGUAGUAGUUAUAGUAGCAGUUACAAUAGCGAAAACGGUGGCGGUUACAAUGGCCGUAAAUAUAGCGGUUACGGUAGCAGUUAUAGUAGCGAUAAAAAUGGCGGUUACGGUAGCGGUUAUAGUAGAAGUAAAGAUGGCGGUUAUGGUAGGGGUUACGGUAGCAUUUACAAUAGCGAUAACGGUGGCGGCUACGGUAGUGGUUACAGUGGCGGUAAAUAUGGCGGUUACGGUAGCAGUUAUAGUAGCGGUUAUAAUGGCGGUAACAGUGGCGGUUACGGUAGCGGUUACAGUGACGGUAACAGAUAUAACUAA
Oppia nitens is the source of this 1095-nucleotide messenger RNA. RefSeq lists its product as uncharacterized. Bases 1 to 1095 code for a protein of 364 amino acids. The transcript is spliced from 10 exons. NCBI's taxonomy places the organism in Eukaryota, Metazoa, Arthropoda, Arachnida, Sarcoptiformes, Oppiidae. The record is from RefSeq and is a predicted model, not a curated record.